This is a messenger RNA of Coniophora puteana RWD-64-598 SS2, 489 nucleotides long. RefSeq lists its product as uncharacterized. Bases 1 to 489 code for a protein of 162 amino acids. NCBI's taxonomy places the organism in Eukaryota, Fungi, Basidiomycota, Agaricomycetes, Boletales, Coniophoraceae. The record is from RefSeq and is a predicted model, not a curated record. The transcript is spliced from 5 exons.
AUGUCCAGCCGAUUCUUGAAGACAGUGCUCCCUCGCGCCCUUGUCCGUCUACGGCGCCGUAUUCAUGCGCUCAGCUACACAGAAAAUGUCGAGCUCGAUCUGGCACUAUUGUACUUGGCUGCAGCCGAGAAGUAUGCCGAAUAUGCCGAAUCGCUUGCGCCUUAUACAGGCUUCAAUGUCUCCCAGCUCAGAGAUUCACUUACUCACAAGAUGCAAACAGGUGAUGUCAGCCAGGGGCCGAGAACGCCUACCAUUUACCUGAGCGGGUUCGCUCGGAUUGGUACACUUAACAUUCAUCUGGGAGGCGAUGAGUAUGGAUCAACAUGGUGGAGGGAAGGAUCAUCGGUAAAGACCGAGAAGCUCGUUCGGAACCUGUUGGCGGCCUUUGCCCACAUUGAUUGCUCCAUGCUCACAAGCUUUUCGACCCGAACCUCCGGUGCAGGCAGGUCGCACUACACUUUUGAUAAACGCCGGAAGAAGCAGGCUUGA